This is a messenger RNA of Lodderomyces beijingensis, 864 nucleotides long. The record is from the annotation of a GenBank genome assembly. NCBI's taxonomy places the organism in Eukaryota, Fungi, Ascomycota, Pichiomycetes, Serinales, Debaryomycetaceae.
AUGCAUUUCUUAACUUCAUCAAUCUCGUUGCUCGUCUUGGCUUCCUCGGCAGUUGCUUCCUACACCAACAGUACUUUGACCACGGAGUACACCGUCACUGACUACACCACCUACUGCCCGGAAACAACCACUUUCACCGUUACCAAAUGUAGUCAGGACAAGUGUCAUCCAUCUCCCGUCACCGUUACUUCUCCAGGUACCGUGACUGUCACCGGAACUAUUGUUUGCGACACUCCACCUCCAGCCGUCAUUACUUCAACCAAGUCCAGUGUCGUUGGAGGAACUGUCACUCAAACCACCGUGACCGAUUUCACCACCUACUGCCCUGAAUCCACCGUCUUUACUGUGUCUACUUGUUCCGCUGGCACAUGCAAACCAACCACUGUUUCAGUACCAGGUAAAGCAACCGUCACCAUCUCCGGUGAAGUCGUUUGCCCAACCACCGUUGGCGGAUCCACCACCCCCGUCGUUGUCGUUUCAACCCCAUCAGCUACCUACGUUCCUACCACUUACACCGCCACAGGUUUCACUACUUACUGUCCAGAAUCAACCGUUUUGACCAUCACCACCUGCUCUGCCGGUACCUGUGCUCCAGCUACCUUGUCCCCAACCGCUGGUGAAACCGUUACUAUCCCAGGUGAAGUGUUGAAGACCAGCUCUGUGCCAACCACCGUCACUUCAGCACCAACCCCAGUUUUCCCAACCACCAGCGCUCCAACCACCGUUGCCGCUGUUUCAACCACUGCCCCAGCUGUCUCAACCCCAUCAACGGCUGUUUCCGUCUUGCAAGGCGGUGCAAACUCGCAAACUGUCAACUCAAUUUUGUUGUCAGUCUUUGCCAUUGCUUUGGGUUUCUUUGCUUAA